Molecule: messenger RNA, 2311 nt
Organism: Zophobas morio
Lineage: Eukaryota; Metazoa; Arthropoda; Insecta; Coleoptera; Tenebrionidae
Exons: 15
Coding region: 5-2311 (768 amino acids)
Source: RefSeq, a predicted model, not a curated record
UAAGAUGCUUUUUAUUCCUGGGAAAGAUGAACUUUUAACACUUUCAGCUAAUAUUAUAAAGUUUUGGAAGUUUUCUUACAAGCCACUUAGAACCCAUGACUCUAGAAACUCUUUACAAAAAGAAUGUUCUUCUGAGUUAAGUGACCAAAGGGACUCUCUCGUUCAUCUCAUGGAAAACGAGCCGCGCCAGUUGUUAGCUCAGUCUUCUGUGAGGUUUCUCUUUGUUACUUGCUCUGACAUUUACUGCAUCACAGAAGAAAGCAUUUUGGUUGUGCAACGAAUUGUGGACGGAGAUCUGGCGUUAGUUCUUCGCCUUCCAGCCACUCGACGAGCCAAACUUUUACACCACAGCCGCCUAGGCACUCUGCUGGGCCUGCUGACCCGCGCAGGUUCGCUGUGGCUGUCCAACCUGCACGGUGCCGAGGGCCAACUUGGCAGUCUUUUCGGGCAUGUCAUAGACUUUGACUUAAGUGGUGACGUGCUCUGCUACAUAACUAGCGACGCCCAGCAAGUGUUUUGCCAACUCUCAGCGAGUGACCAUCGCGCGCCGGACUAUACAUUGCUGUUGAAAGAGCACGGAAGUUUUGAGACGAAGAGGCGGGAAAUAUGGGAAGCUAUCCUUAACCUUCCGAAAGACACUGAGAGCUUUGAUGCGCUGAAUAACUUUUGCCAGCAGAAAAGUCGAAUCGACGUUAACGACUAUCAACACCUUCCAGCCACCACUGCAUUGGCUCUUAAGUGCGUCGUGGACUGCGUAGAUGCGUACGACCCUUUUUUCAGACUUCUAGAGUUUCUCCCGGAACUCGUUUUCGCUGUUCUCCACAUCGCUCCUAAAGACAGGCAGUUUGCACUGGAGGUGUCACUCACGCUUUUAGAAAACUGGGGCCCUGGCCUCUCCGGUUCACAUGCUUAUAUCGAGCUCGCUAUGAACCUGCUACGGACUUUCGAUAGGCCGCUCUCGUUGCGGAUUAUUGAUGCCGGGACCGCUUGUCAGGGUCAUUUUAGUGGGUAUUUAAAGCGAAUGUUUCUCGACAACUUCCACGAAAAGCAGUUCUACCGGCUUUGGGACCACUUGCUAUUGGAGGAUCCCGUGUUUGUAUUAUACGUUGCUGUUGCUGUGGUUCAUGUUUUUCGAAAGUAUCUGUUAACUACGUCUCCCGAGAAUCUUGAGAGGUUUUUUAGCGCGUGCUACGAUUCAAGUUUGGAUAAGAUUUUGAAGAUCGCUUACGAAAUCUAUCAACGGUACCCGCUACGCCCCUUAGGGUUUCACCCAUUAAGAAAGCUAAAGGGUUAUGCAAAACGAUCGCCGCGCAUGACGACAGAAGUGGGCCCCCCUUUGUUUUCCGUAAAAAACGAAAGUCUUUCUAAAAGACACUUUCAUGGAGAGUCGGCUAGCCCGUGCGCUUUUGAGAAUUUCAGUACGCAACCGCCGAAGGGAGUCAAGAUCAAUGAAGAUUCGUGUUCAACGGACCUCGAAGCGGCACCAACACCCACUCCAAGCUCCCUAGAGGACAGCCUCUCUUUGGAAAACUGUCAGGAGGCUUUACUGAUUCGGAUGCUACAUAGAAGAUUUCAACACUCCAUUGAAGACGCCGUUUACGUUCAAAAAGAUUUAGACUGGAAUAUAAGAAAAUUAUUUGCUAAACUUUAUAAGCGCGAGAAAGAAACCCUUUUACUUUUUGAUGACUUAAAACUUUUGAGAAAACAAAAAUACAAAUUUAGUCAAAAAACAAGCCCGUCGCUCAUCGAUAAGCAUCAACAUAGUGACACUAAAAAGCAGAAGACUAUAAGCGGUUUGAAUAAAGAUAAAGUUCUAUUCCAACUCUUAGAGUUAUGUGAUGAACAACAACUACAAGAGAUACUGCGAUUAAAUAAUUUCCAAAAGAGAAAUCACACCUUUUUUUCGGGCAGUAUUCACAAUAGUUGUGAAGAGAGCAACAACAACAUAACUGCUAAGUCAAUUGAAACAAUAUAUUCAAAGGGAAAUAGUAGUAACUCUCAAUUGUGUGAAGAGAGCACCAACAGUAAUAACGAUAAUUCAAUGGAAACAAGAUUUUUAAAGGGAAACAGUGGUGAUUCUCAAUUGUUGGUUCAAGAUAAUUUAAUUUCAACGAGAGCGGAAGAGUCGAAAACUUCCUACUCCCAUGACGACUUGUCUAUUUUUGAGCAAACAGAAAAAUUGAAAGCAGAUGCCCAAGAGCUUUUAGUUAGAUAUGAAAAUGUACUGAAAAACAUGGUUACUGCAAUUUCCACGCAGAAGAAAAAAGAAGGCUUUCAGUGUUCCGCGUAUAGUAAUAUAUCCCACAAUUAA